Molecule: messenger RNA, 1164 nt
Organism: Effrenium voratum
Lineage: Eukaryota; Dinophyceae; Suessiales; Symbiodiniaceae
Source: the annotation of a GenBank genome assembly
AUGUUGGCCUGGGAGGAGAUGCAGGCGGAGGGCCUGGAAGCCAACGCGGUGACCUACGGCUGCAUGCUGGACGCCUGCGUGAAGUGCGGGCACCUGGAAAAGGCUCUGCAGAUCUUCGCCAUCAUGAGGCAGCGGGGCCUGCACCGGAACACCAUCCUCUACGCGACCCUCAUCAAGGGCUUCGCGAAGUCCAAGGACCCGCUGGCGGCCAAGAACCUCUACCGGGAGAUGCGCGCCGAGCGGGUCCCGUGCAACGUGGUGGUCUUCAACAGCCUCAUCGACGCCUGUGUGCGCGCCUGUGACCUUCAGGGCGCCGCCGAGGUGCUGCAAGAGAUGACCGCGACCAAUGUGCGGCCGGAUUUGAUUACGUUCAGCACGCUCAUCAAGGGCUACUGCAGCAAUGGGGAGCUGUCCAAGGCGAUGCGGCUGCAGGAGGAGCUCCAAGCACGGCAGCUGGAGUGCGACGAGAUCGUCUACAACUCGCUGCUGGAAGGCUGCGUCAAGGCGGGGAACCUCCAGCUGGGCCUCAGCAUGUUCCAGGAGAUGAAGAACAAGCGGGUGAGGCCCAGUCCAGUGACUUUCUCCAUUCUGGUGAAGCUCCUGUCCCGGGCCGGGCGCCUGGACCUGGCGGUGCACCUGGUCUCCAAGGAGAUGCGCCAGAUGUAUGACGUACCGCCCACGCGUAUGGUGUGGUCCUGCUUGGUCACCUGUUGCCUCAAGGCCCGCGACCUCACGCGUGCGGUCAUGGCCCUGGAGCUGUUGGACAGCGACUGCGCGGCCCUGGGGACCGGCAGAAUCUCGAUGUACGCCGCCGUCAUCGAGGGGAGCAUCACCUCGGGGGAGGUGAGCACGGCGCUUCAGCUGGUGGACUGGGCUUAUAGCCGCGCCCCACCGGAGGAUGCCCGGGUGGGUUUGUCCAUGGACCUGCUGAAGCGCGUCUUCGAGACCGCCGGCCUACGGGGUGCUGAGGCGGAGGCCCAGGAGACGCUGGACACGGUGGGCCCCCGGAUCGGCGAGCACGUCCGCGGCGCGCUGGAAGACGUGCUCAUGCGCAGCAAGGGGCGGCUGAACUUGGACGACAUGGGCUACAAAGGCUCUGCCAAGAUUGCCCGGAGCCAAAGUUCGUUCGCGCCGACCGGAGACGCAGUCGACCAUGCGGCCUGA